AUGGCCGCCGAUUCCGACGAAAGAUCCCCACUGCUCGCCGCGGCGGAUGAGCACGAAAAUGAGAUUGAAAGAGACUUGCCCAAUGAAUCGUCGCCUCUAUUAGCGAACCGCAGGAGUUCUGGCGCAGGCUCCGACCACGAAGAUCACCAUGACACAUCACAACCUACACAGAAAGAUGAGGCGCCGCCAAGGAAACGACGCUGGCCGUCUCUCAUUGCCAUGGUCAUCUUGGCAACCCUAGUAGUCGUGGUUAUGGUCCUCGGCUUUGUUGUGCCACCGGCUGUUCAGCAAUAUAUCGAGAACGCAGUUGUCCUGGAGCCAACAGACUUGUCCAUUGAGUCGUUGACAGCAAAUGGGGUUCGUGCUCGUAUGAAGGCCACAUUCCAGCUUGACGGGUCAAGAGUCCAGGAUGAAAAUGCACGCCGUAUUGGACGGCUUGCCACCGGCAUUAUGAGACAACUUGGCACCGCAGAGACCAAACUGCGUGUGCAUUUGCCUCACUACGAUGAUGCUCUUGUUGGAACUGCGGUUCUGCCACCCAUCACUCUCAAUCUUGUCGAUGGGCAAAUCACACAUUUGGAUUUUGUUACCGACUUCGCUCCUGGCGAUACGGACACAAUGCGAAAAGUAGUCAACGAGUGGCUCAAGGGAAAUCUCGACACACUCAAGGUCACUGGCGCUACUGCCGUCAGCCUGAAAUCAGGCAUCUUUCCCCUGGGAACUCAUGACGUUUCGGAAUCUAUGGUAUUUGAAGCCAAUGAGCUUCCCUCUAUGCCCGAAUACACCAUCCAAAACCUCGCUUUCCAUGACGUCCCUAUUGGCGAGAAUGGUCAGAUGGGAGUCGGCGCAAACGUCUCCAUCACGGCUUACAACGAAUUUCCGAUCGGGUUGACCAUCCCGUCUCUCGGAUUCGAAGUACUCGUACCGAACUGUAACUCGUCUCAGUCAAACAUCAAGGUUGCCUCAGCCGUGACAAGCGCCAUUGAAGUGCACCCUAAAUCCAAUGUUACCGUAGAGGCCGAAGGAAUCGUUCGGGAGUUGCCAGAAACACUUACCAAAGCAUGCCCGUCAAGCGAGCUGUCCCCUCUCGAUAACUUUAUGAAACGUUAUCUGCAUGGGGAAGACGCUGAAGUCUUUGUCCGCGGAAAGGCGCCAGAGAGCGGCGAUCUGCCACGGUGGAUUGGGGAGUUCAUUGAAAGUAUCACUGUUCCCAUCCAGUUCCCAGGCCGAUCCUUGGAUAACUUCCUCCGCAACUUUUCGCUUGAAGACGUGGACUUCAAGCUGCCCAGCCCGUUUGCCGACCCAAACGAUCCUGACAGCAAGCCGAGGGUGUCAGGUACCGUGCAGGCUCUUGCAGCUAUUCCUGCCGACUUGAAUAUCAACAUUGAAGUCACUAGCCUCCGCGCUAAUGGUGACCUCAUAUACAAGGGCAAGAAGUUUGGAAGGCUGAUCAUUGAAGAGUGGCAAAAGGCUACCUCAAGCAUAAUCAACCACCCUGGAGACGAAGAAGAUUUGCUUAAGGUGAUUUCUCGAAUCGUCAAUGCCCCCAUCGAUAUUACCGACAGCGACACAUUCUCGGACAUCAUACAACAACUCUUGUUUGGCGACGAAGAUAUCAUCCUCGACGUUAAUUCCACCGUGGAUGCCAAGGUAUCGACCGUCCUUGGCGACCUUAUCAUUCGAGGAGUUCCUGCAACAGGCAAAGUCCCUGUCAAACACGUGCCUGGGGACACGCUCGCAACCUUGAAUCCGCAGGUCGGAGAGGUGCAUAUCCUCAAUACUUCUAGCACAGGCGUACAUUUACAAGCAUCAGUCAACAUUAGCAACCCAACACCAUACGCGGCAUCGGUACCAUAUGCCAAUAUUCAUAUUUUACAAGAUGAGCUUUUGAUCGGCGAAGCUAUUACAAGAAACCUGCAUUUUAAACCAGGCAAUAACACAAACAUUAUAGUGGAGGCUACAUGGGAUCCUUAUACAUUCGGCGGAGAGAAGGCGCAUAAAGCUGCCCGUCACCUACUAUCGGACUAUUUGUCCGGGAAAAACACAACCAUUACGCUGAGAGCGCAUAAUGACACUAUCCCAACGUUGCCCAUCAUUGGAGAGGCCCUGUCAAAAAUCAACCUGACUGUAUCAACGCCACGGCUAGACCUACCAGGAGAUGGUGACAAUGGGGAGAGUGAAGGCUUUAUUCGAGAUGCCACAUUCCACAUUUUUUCGUCCACCGCGGCAUUCACACUUGCCUCGCCCUUGCGUCACGAUACAGUAUAUAUAGAGUACAUUAACGCCACAGCGUUCUACAACCACACCGAACCUGUAGGCCAAAUUGUCCACGGGAAAGCAUUCGAAGUUCCUCCGGGGCUGUCACAAACCCCAAAACUACCAGUUGAAUGGUCAGCAGACCAUGUGGGGCUUGAUAAGAUCAAGCAAGCUCUGGGCGGGCGCUUGAAGUUGGAUGCAGUGGCAGACGUCACAGUCAGGCUGGGGUAUUGGAUUGAAACGGUUCAUUACGUGGGUAAAGGGAUUGGCGCGAGAGUUUCUUUAUGA
This is a messenger RNA of Pochonia chlamydosporia 170, 2544 nucleotides long. Its product is annotated as pre-rRNA processing protein. Gene Ontology annotation, cellular component: fungal-type vacuole membrane. NCBI's taxonomy places the organism in Eukaryota, Fungi, Ascomycota, Sordariomycetes, Hypocreales, Clavicipitaceae. The transcript has 3 exons. The record is from RefSeq and is a predicted model, not a curated record. Bases 1 to 2544 code for a protein of 847 amino acids.